AUGAAGAUCCUGUGCGCCACGAUCGUUUUGUUAGGCUUCUGUGCGACGCUCAACAAUGCUGGAAUGUAUCACUACAACAAGCAACCUGAAGGACCACCACCAUCCCAUCCACAAUAUCUGCCUAAUUAUGAUGUCCCUUCGUACCAGGAUUACGAAACGGUCAAGCACCACUCCUGGGGAAAUCAACCUUGGAAACCAAUCACCAAUUUCCCAUGGCCCGGACCGGAACAUGGACACGAGCUGCACUAUCCGCCACAUUAUCACCACGGACCAACUGUGCCAUGCAAGCACAAGGUGCACACCACGAAGCAUUUCACAACAACCACGACGACACACAAGCCUACCACGACGACGACGACCACAACGCAUCGUCCGGUUGAAACCAAGAAGCCGCAUCUGCUGCUUGAGAAGUUGGGCAACACCCAUAAGCAAACCACAUACUGA
Molecule: messenger RNA, 444 nt
Organism: Anopheles maculipalpis
Lineage: Eukaryota; Metazoa; Arthropoda; Insecta; Diptera; Culicidae
Exons: 2
Coding region: 1-444 (147 amino acids)
Source: RefSeq, a predicted model, not a curated record